UGCGAGAAGAGCCGUUUCUCAACUACACUUUGUUGUUCCAGUUUAUCACAGUGACAGCAGCCAACUUGUACGACUCUGUGUUAUUGUACGCGAGGGCACUGGACAAACUGUUGUGAGAAGAGCCGUUUCUCAACUACACUUUGUUGUUCCAGUUUAUCACAGUGACAGCAGCCAACUUGUACGACUCUGUGUUAUUGUACGCGAGGGCACUGGACAAACUGUUGCGAGAAGAGCCGUUUCUCAACCACACUAUCAUCCAAAGUGUUGCCAGCAACGGCACUAGGAUAAUCGAGACCAUAAUUAAGAACCGAACAUACACAAGUGUAACAGGUGCUACGAUAAAACUCGACAGCAAUGGGGACUCUGAGGGCAACUUCUCCGUGGUUGCUGUGAUGAAGAAAGACUUCUCAUUGCAGUUCGGAGACCACAACUUCACCUGCGACUACUACAUGGUGCCGGUCGGGCAGUUCCAGCAGGGCGAUAAACUUCCAGAGUACAAGCUCAAUUCGCCCAGCUCGCAGCCGUUGUGGGUGAGUGGCCACAAGCCAGACGAUGAGCCAAGUUGUGGUUUCAAGAACGAGCUGUGUGGCAAAGACGAUUCACAGGGCAGUAUCAUAGUGGCGGGGGUGCUGGGGCUGGUGUUGUUCUGCUCCUCGGUCCUCACACUCAGCAUCUACCGCAAGUGGAAGAUCGAGCAGGAGAUCGAGGGCUUGCUCUGGAAGGUCGACCCGGCAGAACUGCUUGGCUACAAUGGCAAUGAAAUCAUUCCCUCGCCCAGUAAGACAUCGCUGGUGAGUGCCACGUCGCUAGAGUCGCGGUGUGGAGGCCAAGUAUUCGCUGCGACCAGCCAGUACCGUGGGGUAGUCGUCAGGAUCAAAGAGCUCAAGUUCUCCAAGAAGAAGGACGUGACACGAGACACGAUGAAGGAGAUGAGGAGGCUACGCGAAAUCAGGCACGAUAACAUCAACUCCUUCGUCGGCGCUUUAGUCGAACCCAUGAGGAUACUUAUCAUCACCGACUACUGCGCUAAGGGUAGUCUCUACGAUAUUGUGGAAAACGAAGACCUUAAACUGGAUAAAAUGUUUAUUGCUUCACUAGUCAAUGAUCUCAUUAAGGGUAUGUUAUAUCUCCAUUUGUCUGCGGCAAUAUGUCACGGAAACCUCAAGUCCUCCAACUGUGUUGUGACAAGUCGCUGGGUGCUGCAGGUCACAGACUUUGGCCUCCAUGAGCUGCGUCAGUGUGCGGAGACCGGCAGUAUCGGGGAGCACCAGUAUUACCACAGUAAGUCAGUACAACCUCGGUAGAUCAGUAUUACUGUA
Messenger RNA from Homalodisca vitripennis (glassy-winged sharpshooter), 1319 nucleotides. RefSeq names its product receptor-type guanylate cyclase Gyc76C-like. The coding region runs from base 393 to 1304 and encodes 303 amino acids. Lineage: Eukaryota; Metazoa; Arthropoda; Insecta; Hemiptera; Cicadellidae. Gene Ontology annotation, molecular function: guanylate cyclase activity; ATP binding; protein kinase activity. The transcript is spliced from 7 exons. Gene Ontology annotation, biological process: receptor guanylyl cyclase signaling pathway; protein phosphorylation; cGMP biosynthetic process. The record is from RefSeq and is a predicted model, not a curated record.